UAGGGCGUACUCCCUAGUUGACUCCAGCCAGGUGUCCACCUUCCUCAUCUCCAUCCUUCUCAUCGUCUAUGGCAGCUUCAGAUCAUUAAACAUGGACUGCGAAAACCAGGAGAAGGAUAAAGAUGGUAACCCCACGACAACAGGGGCUUUCAAUAACAGCAACACAAACAACAGUAUUCAGACUAUAGACUCCACACAGGCCCUGUUCCUGCCCAUAGGAGCCUCUGUGUCUCUGCUAGUCAUGUUCUUCUUCUUUGACUCUGUACAGGUGGUCUUCACCAUCUGUACUGCAGUUCUUGCAACAAUUGCAUUUGCAUUCCUCUUGUUGCCAAUGUGCCAGUAUCUGACCAGACCCUGCUCCCCACAGAACAAGAUUUCUUUUGGCUGCUGUGGGCGUUUCACUCUGGCCGAGCUCCUGUCCUUCUCCCUCUCUGUUAUGUUGGUGCUCAUCUGGGUGCUGACUGGACACUGGCUUCUCAUGGACGCUUUAGCCAUGGGCUUGUGUGUUGCCAUGAUCGCCUUCGUACGGCUUCCCAGUCUGAAGGUGUCUUGCCUGCUGCUGUCAGGAUUGCUCAUUUAUGAUGUGUUCUGGGUGUUCUUCUCAGCCUACAUCUUCAAUAGUAAUGUGAUGGUCAAAGUUGCCACCCAGCCUGCUGAAAAUCCCAUAGACGUUCUGUCCAGGAAGCUCCACCUGGGGCCGGGGAUGGGCCGCGACGUCCCCCGUCUCUCCUUACCUGGCAAACUGGUCUUUCCCAGCUCCACAGGAAGUCACUUCUCUAUGCUGGGAAUAGGUGACAUUGUGAUGCCGGGGCUGCUGUUAUGCUUCGUUCUGCGCUAUGACAACUACAAGAAGCAAGCAAAUGGGGAAGUCCCAGGGCCUGGUAACAUGUCCGGACGCAUGCAGCGCGUCUCCUAUUUCCACUGCACUCUCAUCGGAUACUUUGUGGGUCUGCUUACUGCCACUGUGGCCUCCAGGAUCCAUCGUGCUGCUCAGCCCGCUCUGCUCUACUUGGUGCCCUUCACCCUGCUGCCUCUGCUCACUAUGGCCUACCUGAAGGGGGAUUUGCGGCGUAUGUGGUCCGAGCCCUUCCAUACCAAGACCAGCAGCUCCCGCUUCCUGGAGGUAUGAUGCACUCUGGGAUAAACGACCAGCGCGGGGAGGACUGCGGAUCCUUUACCUUAAUUAGAGGGAAGGAGAGAGGGCGCACUCACAGUGAGGCCAUGUUGUCAUCACUUGUUCAUGCUUUCCGCCAAUCUUCUGUGAAAACCCUCAAAAGGACACCAGUGUGUGGAUCACAACGCCCCAACACGACUCAUCCUUGGUCCCUACGUCCUGCCCGUUUCAUCCCCGCUUCCUCUUUUUCUGUUUAUUUCCUCUUCAUUAUAGCACAUCCUGCCUAUGCUGUUUUUUCUGGCCCCCUCCCCCUCUCUUUUUUUGCCCUUUCCCGUCUUUUAUAGUUGGUCUCACUUGCCACUUCCCAUUCCAUUUGUCAGGCCUCUCUGCAUUUCCGUAUUUUUAUCUGCGUCUUUUAAUUUUCUCUGCAUCUCUGUCACCCACUCGGAUGAACUCGAGGGCCAGGCCUCCCCCCUUUUUGUGGACUUAGGGUUGCGAGACAUGUCUGGGGUUUAUAUAUAUUUUUUUAGCAUUGUCGUGGUCAUUAUUAUUAUUAUUAUUAAUAUUAUUAUGGGCCGAUUUAAACAAACUGAGAAGAGGCGGGGUGUUGCAGUGGCACAGGACAGUGCUCGGGAGCAGCGACACAAUAAAGGAGAGUCUUCCCCCUCCAUCCGUCUCCCUCUUUCUCCCCUGCUUUCUUCAUUUGUCCCAUCACCCCACCACAGUAGCGUCUUCCCUGCGCUCCCGCCCUCCUCUCUGAUCAUCUGCUGUCCCCAUUCCCUGCCCUCACAGAUAACUAUGUAUUUUAUUUAGAAAAGUUUUAUUCUUGGCAUAUACAGAAAUGAUGCAUUAUAAAUUGUUAAGCUGCCCCCAGCGUUUGAGGGGCUGCUUCUAUUUGUAUAUAUGUGCAUUUGCGGUAUCUUAAGUUUGUAUUUGUGUUCGGGAGCAUGUUGAAUAGGGUGGGAAACUGACGCCAGCCAGCAGCCAAAUUUUGGUAAAUUUCAGUUGUGUUUAGACAACUGGUCAGCAUCACUUGUUUAGAGAUUGUUUUCUAAAGUUUGUUGGCUUGUGUAAUAGAAACUUAACUGAUGAAUUGUCUUGGUAGGGGUGGGAGGGGGGACAAAUACAAAACAUCUGCAUCUGUGGCUGGUUGAGAAAAAGGUUAGUUUCCUGCUCUUGUGUGUGUGUGUGUGUGUGUGUGUGUGUGUGUGUGUGUGUUUGUGUGUGAAGGGGGGGUGCGCGAAGCGAAACAGUUGCGUCAACGGUUGUUUUACUUGGUUUUAAUUUGAAAUCAUGAAUAUGUUUAAAACAGUGACAAUAGUCAGGUUUCCAUAGAGCUGGGCGUGUUGGAUCAAACUUUCGUAAACACAUGACACGUGUAAUAGAAACAGUUUGUGUCUAACUUGUAAAACAAAAAUGACAGAAAACCCAACAGGGGGUCGUUUUUUCUUUUUCAGUCUCCCUGCAGACAGGUGGAAAUGUAUACAGUGUUUUUGUCAAAUAAAUGAAUGUUGAAUUAA
Messenger RNA from Micropterus dolomieu (smallmouth bass), 2634 nucleotides. It is a transcript of the gene sppl3, whose product is annotated as signal peptide peptidase 3. Gene Ontology annotation, biological process: membrane protein proteolysis. The transcript is spliced from 10 exons. Bases 92 to 1129 code for a protein of 345 amino acids. NCBI's taxonomy places the organism in Eukaryota, Metazoa, Chordata, Actinopteri, Centrarchiformes, Centrarchidae. The record is from RefSeq and is a predicted model, not a curated record. Gene Ontology annotation, cellular component: cytoplasmic side of endoplasmic reticulum membrane; lumenal side of endoplasmic reticulum membrane; Golgi-associated vesicle membrane. Gene Ontology annotation, molecular function: aspartic endopeptidase activity, intramembrane cleaving.